This is a messenger RNA of Corvus hawaiiensis (hawaiian crow), 3554 nucleotides long. RefSeq names its product MINDY lysine 48 deubiquitinase 4 (gene MINDY4). The coding region runs from base 154 to 2439 and encodes 761 amino acids. The record is from RefSeq and is a predicted model, not a curated record. Gene Ontology annotation, molecular function: cysteine-type deubiquitinase activity; K48-linked deubiquitinase activity. Lineage: Eukaryota; Metazoa; Chordata; Aves; Passeriformes; Corvidae. The transcript is spliced from 18 exons. Gene Ontology annotation, biological process: protein K48-linked deubiquitination.
GAGUUGUCCCCGCUUCCGAUGACAUGGUACCCACAGCAACAUCCCUGCGGGCUCCGUCGCGGUGCGGCCGCCGCGGGCAGCGGCGAUGCCGCCGGGCUGCCAUGGACUGAACAGCAUCCCCGCACCCCAAAACCGCUUUUUUGGGGCUAAAACAUGGACAACGCCUUCGUGGAAGAAGUGGCCGCAUCACUGGUGAGAGAGUUUCUCAGUAGAAAGGGUUUGAAGAAAACCAUCACCACCAUGGACCGGGAGCUUCCCCGCUCUGCACUCAGCAUCAAUAACAGGAAUGAGCUCCGGAAUGUCCUGCACCUGCACUCCUUGUACAAACAGAACAAGGCAAAGGAGAACCCACUGAAAACACUGCUUGAAAUUAUUACUAAUUACUUCCUGGAGCACCGUGGGACUUCCAGGAGCACGGGUUCCAGCUCUGCUCUGUCAGCUCCUCAGAGUAAGAGCUCAGCAUCCCACCCAUCCGACCUCCCGGAUGAGGACCAUGGCAAUGCCAAUGCACUGGAUGAAAGCAAAACUCAGGCCUCCAGGUAUGAUGUUGAGAAUCCACUGGAUAAAAUCCCUCCACCCAGAAAACAUCAGCACAGGAGUGAAAAAUGCCACCCCGGGACAACCCACAGCAGUAACUUACCCUGUGCUUGGGACAAGAAGUUAAAAGACAGUCAAGAGAAUUUAAAGGCAGCUCUGGUUUCUGAGGAGCUGAAAUCCACAGGGAAGGAGAAGCCAAGGCCCAGGGCUGGUCUCACUGCCAAGGGAAUGAUGGCUGGACCAGUAGCAAGUCCACCAGAGGAUCUCCAAAAAAGGAGGCUUUCCAAACGAUCCACGAGCAUCAGCAGCACAGCACAGCUCAGGGGUGAAGGACAUCUUGAAGAACAAGACCUGAGUGUCCCAAGCACUGAUUUUCAGGAAAGCAAAGCAUCUCCAACAAAAUCAAAUGCGGAAUUUACAUCAAAAACUCUGCCAAGCUCACACACCAGUUCUGCCUCUGAAAAACCAAGGAACAGCCCCAAAGAUCCAGAUGACUUUUUUUCCAAGCUGCUGUCUGAGAGAGAGAGGGCCAAGACUGAGGAAAGAAAAUCACUUCCAAGCUCUGGUGCAGACAGCAGUGAAAAAAGCCUUAAAGUGAGUGCCCCUCACAGACAUUCGGGGGCUGGGAGAGAAAAGAAGGAGAGAUCCCUCAAGAAAACUGAGAGUCGGUUGUCAGGUCACAGGAAGUCUCCAACAUCCACUGGCUAUAAAGAAGACCAGAUGAAAGAAGUCCUAGAAUUGGUCGAUGUUGAGGAUGAAGAGACAACUGGAGAAGUUAAUAAGACCCCAGAUCUUUCAACAAUUUAUAUGCUUCAAAUCAUGUCAAAGGCAAUUGAUAUUUCUCUUGCAAAAGUAAGACUGAUUAUGGAAUUAAAAAAUCUGCUGUUUGGUUCUAGUCUUUGUUGCUUCAGUGAAGAGUGGAAAAUCCAGAGUUUUACAUUUAACAAUAUCCCACAGCUAAAAUACGGCAUUGUGCAGAAAAAGGGUGGCCCAUGUGGAGUUCUGGCUGCAGUCCAAGCCUGUGUCCUGCAGCAGCUGAUCUUUGCAGACAGCAACAGGAACAGAGACCCCCGUUGCCUCCAGCCCUCAGAAGCUCACAGGACCAAGUGCCUCUCCUUGGCUCUCGCUGACAUUCUGUGGCGUGCGGGGGGCCACGAGAAAGCCCUCGUGGCACUGCCAUCAGGAAGACAGCAGUUCACUCCCACAGGAAAAUACAAGGCAGAUGGAAUCCUAGAAACUCUAAUACUUCACAGUGCCACAAGAUACGAGGAUCUGGUCCUAUUUCUACAGCAGAAUAUCCACCAGUUUGAAAUUGGUCCCUAUGGGUGCAUCCUCCUGACUGUGUCUGUCAUCUUAUCAAGAUCCAUCAACCUGGUGCGCAAUGACUUCGAUGUGCUCACAAACCGCCUGAUUGGCAGCCAUGGCUACUGCACUCAGGAAUUGGUGAACUUGCUUUUGACUGGCAAAGCUGUGUCCAAUGUUUUCAACAACGUGAUAGAGCUGGACUCUGGGAAUGGCAACAUCACCAUUCUGAAAGGCAUCACGAGUCGCAGUGAUAUCGGUUUGCUGUCCCUCUUUGAGCACUAUGAUGUCUGUCAGGUUGGUUGUUACUUGAAGACCCCCAAGUUCCCAAUUUGGCUGGUUUGCAGUGAAAGCCACUUCAGUGUGCUGUUUUGUUUGGAAAAGGAUUUGCUCAGUGACUGGAAAACGGGACGGAGGUUUGAUCUCUAUUACUACGAUGGCUUGGCCAACCAGGAUGAAGAGAUACGGUUGACAGUGGAUACAACUCAGGUGUGCCCUGAAAAUAAAGAAAAUGAUCUUACUCCUCCACUUGAGCACUGUAUUAGGACAAAGUGGCAAGGAGCUGUCAUCGACUGGAACGUCACGGAACCCAUCUUGUGACUGAUGUGAGCUGCGCUUUAUUUGAGAAGACCAAGAGGAAACGACUGAAUUAGCACAUUCCUAUUCCCACCAAUGCAGGAAAUGGGGCAGUUUGAGAUGAGGAAGAAUGACAAGGUUACAGGCUGGCAGAGUUUCACCUCAGUCACCUCGUGCUUCAGAUACUUUGCUUACAAUAUAAACAACACUGACGUAAAUUCCUCGUCACUGCCUUUAGCAUAAAGCUCCUGAGGGCAGGCUGGGUUCCCACCACCAAAUCAAGGUUACAGAUGAAGCAGAGAAGUCGUCAACGUCCCCUUGAGGUCUCCUUCUGGAUCCACUCUGUAUCCUGCAAUUGUUUGGAAGCAUCUGAUGGGAGAUGCUGAACCCAGAUUUCUCUCACUUUUACAGCCUUCUCUGUCCUGCCUUGUUCUCCCCUGACAGAACUCCAGUGCCACUACAAAACAUCAUCCAAGGAACAGAUGUUCACCUCUUUACCUGGUGUUAGCAAGCCUCAUUUUGCACUAAAUAGGUUGGUGACCACCUGGGCUUUUCAGGGGAAGCCUGGCCUAGACCAAGUCCUCAUUGUGUCAUAAAAUUGCAGUAAGGAUUGUGGUUCUGUGUUCCCAAAAUAAUGCCAUUAGUACGUUCCUAGUACUGGGUGCAGUUGGUGUGUAACAGUGCCUCGUGCUGAUAUAGCUCAUUUUUCUUUCUGGUAAGAGGCAGCUGUAUCGGUAUCUUUACAUUUAUACCUUUAUUUCUACACAAGGGUUUAUUUACACCCAAGUGGCAGGUUAGAUCUGUGGUUUGCUUCUUCAUAACUACAAGAAAACAGAAGAGUUGUGUCGUUUUGAAAUUCAACUGGUGCCUAUCUGUGAUAGGUGCCAGUUUCCAUGGUAAAAUAAAGUGUGUGUGCUGGAAUGAGGUGGAGAUGGAUCCUGAAGUACUGAAGCCACAAUUUGUAUUCUGAUUAAUUCUGUUUUAGCAACACUCUACCAAAAUUGGAGCAAGUUACUGUACUGAAGGAUGGAAAAAAUGCCUUGGGAAAAAAAGGCAGAUAAAUGGUGUUUCUAGAGUUAUUCCUCUCUCCUGAGACUGAAUAUUUCGUGAGAGUUCAAUAAAGGACUUUUAGUUUCUGA